Messenger RNA from Impatiens glandulifera, 1442 nucleotides. Its product is annotated as 3-ketoacyl-CoA synthase 3-like. The transcript is spliced from 2 exons. Gene Ontology annotation, molecular function: acyltransferase activity, transferring groups other than amino-acyl groups. The coding region runs from base 29 to 1432 and encodes 467 amino acids. The record is from RefSeq and is a predicted model, not a curated record. Gene Ontology annotation, biological process: fatty acid biosynthetic process. Gene Ontology annotation, cellular component: membrane. NCBI's taxonomy places the organism in Eukaryota, Viridiplantae, Streptophyta, Magnoliopsida, Ericales, Balsaminaceae.
GAAUCAAACACCAAAUCUAUCUACCAAUAUGGGUACCUUCCCCUUCUUCUUCAUCAUCAUAUACGUUUUUCCAAUUUCUUACAUUCUAUUCACGAUUCUUAAGUUCCUCGAUUCUAAAAGAAGAAAUCAAGACUGCUAUAUCCUUGACUACCAAUGCUUCAAGCCUUCCGAUGACAGGAUGCUCACCACUGACUUUUCCGGCGAUAUCAUCAGACGCAACAAAAACCUCGGACUUCACGAAUACAAGUUCCUCCUCAGAGCAAUGGUCAGUUCCGGCAUUGGUGAACAAACCUACGGCCCAAAAAUGGUCUUUGACGCCCAAGAAACCUGUCCCACCUUAGAACACACCACCUCCGAACUAGACGAAUUUUUUGACGACAGCAUCCACAAGCUCUUAGCAAGAUCCGGCGUCUCCCCGUCGGAGAUCGAUGUUCUUGUCGUUAACAUCUCCAUGCUCACCUCCUUACCCUCCAUGUCCGCACGUAUUAUCAACCGUUACAAGAUGAGACAAGACAUAAAGGUUUAUAAUCUCACUGGGAUGGGAUGCAGCGCAAGCUUGAUCUCUGUAAAUGUGAUUCAGAACAUUUUCAAAACCCAAAAGGACCGUUACGCUCUUCUGGUAUCAUCGGAGUCUUUAAGUCCAAACUGGUACACCGGAAACGACAGAUCGAUGAUUCUUGCCAAUUGUCUGUUCAGGGUCGGCGGUUGCGCAGUCUUGAUGACUAACAAAUCAUCGUUAAAGCACAAGGCAAAGUUAAAGCUCAAGACUUUAGCUAGAACCCAUCACGGAUCGAAGGACGAAUCAUACAAUUGUUGUCUCCAGAAGGAAGAUGAAGAAGGUCGGAAAGGGUUUUAUUUAAGUAAAAGCUUGCCCAAGGUAGCUACCAUGGCGUUUGUGGACAAUUUCAAGGAAAUUGCAAUCAAGAUUUUACCCAUCAGUGAGCUUCUCAGGUUUUCUCUGGCUAUGUUCAUUUGGAAAUGGUUCAAGAACUCGAGUAAAGGUGGAGGAGGGUCAAGGCCUAUUAUUAAUAUGAAAAGAGGAGUUGAUCAUUUCUGUUUACAUACUGGCGGGAAGGCGGUUAUAGAUGGGAUAGGACAGAGUUUGAAUCUCACCGAGUAUGAUCUUGAACCGGCGAGAAUGACGCUUCACCGAUUUGGGAAUACGUCAGCAAGCAGUUUAUGGUAUGUUUUGUCGUACAUGGAGGGGAAGAAGAGGUUGAAGAAGGGAGAUAAGGUGUUCAUGAUUAGCUUUGGGGCAGGGUUUAAGUGUAAUAGCUGCCUUUGGGAAGUGACGAAUGAUUUGGAGGAUAAAAAUGUAUGGGAGGAUUGCAUUCAAAGAUACCCUUUAAAGAAUCUAGCAAAUCCUUUCUUGGAGAAGUAUGGAUGGAUCAAUGAAGAGGAUGAUCCAACCACAUUCAAGUUUCGGGAUUAAUAUUCAAACU